AUGACAGAACGAAUUUCCAUGAGCUUCAAUAUUGAUAGUUCAAUGAUCAAGCUUGCCCGGGAUGCUGACGAGGGCGUUAUUCCUGCGGAAGGCCAAGUUUCCGAGCGAGGCACAGUCUGGAAGACGGGCUCAGAUGGAAUUUUACGGCCAGAUUCUUCGGCGAAAAACGCGAUCAAAAUUGAAAUACGGAACAAGGAAACUGGUAAAGUCGUCGCGGAGAUGGGACAGCAAUAA
Oikopleura dioica is the source of this 234-nucleotide messenger RNA. NCBI's taxonomy places the organism in Eukaryota, Metazoa, Chordata, Appendicularia, Copelata, Oikopleuridae. The record is from the annotation of a GenBank genome assembly.